Prorocentrum cordatum is the source of this 1271-nucleotide messenger RNA. Lineage: Eukaryota; Dinophyceae; Prorocentrales; Prorocentraceae. The record is from the annotation of a GenBank genome assembly.
GAGGCGGGAGCGCUGCUGGAGGGCUGGCUCUCCGAGUACCCAGGCCUCCUCCGCAAGGAGCGCAUCGGGGAGAGCUUUGAGCACCGCCCGAUCGACGCCUACGUCCUCGCCGCGCGGCCGCGGGCCGCCGCCGGCCCCGAGGGGUCGGCGGGCGGCGGCGCCGCGAGGGCUCAGCUGCUCAUCACCGCCCUCAUGCACUCUCGGGAGCCGGCCACGCUGACGUGCGUGCUCUACGCGAUGGGGCACCUCAUGGAGCUGUACCAGGGGGGCGACCCGGAAGCGGUGUACUUGCUGGAGGGCCGGGAGUUGUGGUCGGUGCCCUUCGUGAACCCCGACGGCUACGCCGCCAACGAGAAGCUCGGGAUCCACGGUAUGAUUCGGAAGAAUCGGCGGCCUACAUGCCAGCGCUCGCAGAGCAGCGGGGUGGACAUCAACAGGAAUUUCGGCGUCGCGUGGAAGAAGGACGCGUUCCCGAAGUGCGACGAGGAGUACGGGGGCACCGCCCCUUUCUCGGAGCCAGAGACGCAGGCGUACAAGAAGGUGUGCGAGGAUAACAGCUUCAAGGCCGUCAUGAACUUCCACUCCUUUGGCAGUAUGCUGACACACCCUUGGAACUACGCGCCGACCAAGGCCAAAGCGAAGCUCCCCGACCCGGACCACGACGCAAUCUACAGAGAGCUGCAGGACGUGUUCAAGUUCGACCUCUUCGGCGCGGCGAUCAACACCGUCGGCUACACUGCCAUAGGGGAAUCCGACGACUGGAUAUACAGCGCGAGGGGCGCCAUCGCGAUGUCGCCGGAGGUCGGCCCCGAGAGCGGCGGCUUCUAUCCCGACAGGAAGCUCAUCCGCGGCAUCGACAGCCUCAACUUCCAUCGCGCCGUGCACCUGCUUAUCAAGGUCGGGCUGGAGCUGACGGCGGAGUGGGACGCCGGCGACGCCGCAGGGACGCUGCGCCUCCGCCUCAACAACUCGGGGCUGAGCCCCAGCGCGGGCGCGGCGCUGCGGGUGGCGGUGGCGGGCCCCGCCGCGGGAGCUCCCGCGCCCGGGGCGGCGGGCGGCUCAGCGGGUGUGCGCCCGGCCGCGGGCGGGGCGGCGCUGCCAGCAUGGCGGGAGGGCACCGCGGUGGUUUUCGAGGCGCCUCCGCUGCCCCGCCGCUCGUCCGCGGCGUACCUGGUCAGCAUCGGCCAGGGCGGCGUGGAGGUGGCCGGCCUGCGGCUGUGCGCGGUGGAGGCGGGCGCGAGCCGCGCGUGCCACUGCCACGGGCCCGCCGG